AUGGAUCUAGAAUCUGCACCUCGCAUCUACGAGCACGAUGCGUCGAUCCUCGCCGAUCUCGCGACGGAGUUACCUCUCUCCAUCACUCUUCUACGCCGCAUCCAACACGGCCUCGCCUACCCAUCCCCAACCGCUAAAAUCCUCUCCACCUUUCCCCCCGGCGCCCCAGCCCCAAGCACCCCGUGGCUGGCUGCGCGGGUGGAUCUCUUUCGCGGCCGCGAAACCCAGAUCGUCCUCUACUCCAGUCUAGAAAACAGCCACUCGAAAAUUCAGCCCGUCAGCCCUAGUAGCAGUCCGAAGCCCGCCGGUCCCAGCACCAGCGCCUCGGGUCCGGCUCCUCAUCACCAUGAUUACCUCGUCGCCACCCUGGACGUGCCUCAGUCCACAAAGGACCUAGCCCGCGACCAGCUCCUCGCUCUGCUGUCCUACGUCAAGACUCAUCUGCGGCCCGCCUACCUGACCUUUCUGGCGGCCCAGCCGCCCGCUCUUCAGGCAGCGCAGGCAGGCGUGGCGCUCAUCCCUGCUCCAGACCCGCGCGCCUUCCUGCUCGGCUCCUUGCACACAGGGCUGUACAGCUUGCUCCUGCUCUCGGGCGAAUUCGCUCCGUCGCCCUCGAGCGAGGAGUCGCAGGCCGCGUUGCCGGGGAUCAAGGUGCAUCGUGUAGAUAACCCGCCGUACGAGAAGUACUUCUUUCCGCGGACGUGCUUCACGCCGCGGGAGGACGGGGAAGCGUCAGGUUCGGUGCCGUUGCCGGCGGGGUACAGGUAUGCGGACCGACGGGGUCGCGUGGGUGUUUUGGCGGAGCAUCUGGAUCUCGUGCAGAGUCGGACGCAUAUCCCGCGGUCGAGAGAGCAGUUGUCCAUGAUGCCGGGGGUGGCUGUUUAUAAGGAUGUAGAUGGGGAUGGGGAGGAGGAGGAGUUGCCGAUUGCGUGGGCGUUCUUGGGGCUGGAUGGGCCGCUUGCGACGCUGCAUGUUGAGCCGGAGCAUCGGGGGAAAGGGCUUGCGUUGGCGUUGUCGAGGGAGACGAUGCGGAGGGGGAUGAAUGCGGAGGGGCCGUUUGGGGCUGUUAGGUCGGGGAUUGUGGAUGAGAGGGUCGCGAGGCUUGUAGGGGAUUGGGUGCAUACGGAGGUUGCGGCUUAUAAUAAGGCGAGUAAAAGGGUGAUGGAGAAGAUUGGGGGAGAGGUGAGGAGUACGGUGAUGUGGACAGUGAUUGAGCUUCUUGAUUGA
Messenger RNA from Penicillium chermesinum, 1227 nucleotides. RefSeq lists its product as uncharacterized. Lineage: Eukaryota; Fungi; Ascomycota; Eurotiomycetes; Eurotiales; Aspergillaceae. Bases 1 to 1227 code for a protein of 408 amino acids. The record is from RefSeq and is a predicted model, not a curated record. The transcript has a single exon.